AGGGACCUUGGUGUGCAAAAUAGCUGAAAGCUACCCUUAGGAUGAGAGCAAGGCAGCUGGUGUGUGGAAUUUGGAGUCUGUGUUUCAUGUUCUGCCUUUUCUGCAUCUUUCUUCACCAAACGACAGCUAAAAGAAAACUGAAGUUUGUGUCCAUGGUAUUUCGCCAUGGUGAUCAUACCCCACAGGAGUUUUUUCCAACUGACAAGCACAAAGAAGUUGCAAGACAGCAGGGAUAUGGACAGCUUACCAAGCUUGGCAUACAGCAACAGUAUGAGCUUGGCCAGUACGUGCGGAAGAGAUACUCUUAUUUCCUGAGUGUUGUAUACAAGCAGUGUGAGAUUUAUGUUCAAAGCACUGACUGUGAUCACACGCUUAUGAGUGCUCAGGCAAGUCUUGCCGGGCUGUACCCACCAACACAGGGCCAGAUUUGGAACCCCAGAAUCCUUUGGCAGCCAAUUCCAGUUCACACGGUGCCACUGUCACAUGAUAAUUUGCUAUACUUACCUUUCUCACACUGUCCAAAAUACAAUGAGCUUCUGAGAGAAACCUUUGCAACAAGGGAUUUCCAAAGGCAACUCAAGCAGUACAGGCCAUUUCUGAAGUUUUUAGCCACUCAUACAGGAUACUCAUUGAAGAAGUUGAACACUGAAAGAAUUUGGAAGCUCUCUGACACUUUACAGUAUGAGGAUAUUAACAAUUACACUUUACCUGUUUGGGCUACUCAUGGUGUCAGGACCAAGCUGAUAAAGCUCUCAGAACUGUUAUUGCAGGCGGAAUUUGGGUUCCACAAACAAAUACAAAAAUCACGUUUGCAGGGAGGUAUUCUUUUAAAAACUAUUCUAAAGCAUAUCUCAGAUGCUAGAAAGCCUUCACACCAGCAAAAAAUGGUUAUGUAUUCUGCGCAUGCAGCCACCAUUGUUGCCUUACAGACGGCACUCAAUGUCUUCAAUGGGAAACAGCCUCCUUACAGCGCCUGUCAUUUUUUUGAACUUUACCAGGAAAAAAAUGGGCAAUACACCAUAGAAAUGUACUAUCGGAAUAACUCUUUGAGAGAUCCUCACCCCCUCACUCUCCCUGGCUGCAAAUUUCGCUGUCCACUGGAGAGAUUUACUCAGCUGGUCUCCCCAGUUCUAGUACACUAUUGGACAAGAGAAUGUAGGAUGUAAGACAUAAAAAAAGGUGUUCCCACCAUGAUCUUCAGUGUGAUUAGCUUUAUGAAACAAUUCAUCCCACACUGUGAUGUGUCUACAGUCUGACACUUCUCAUUAACUUCCAUCAGCAUGGCCAACCGUCUCCUGAUCUCUAUCAAAAGAAAAUAUUCCUCAGGACAACAAACCAAAACUAUUGAAAGUGGUGACUUAUCCUUCAUGAACAUUCACUUUAUUUUAUCAAGUGGUAGAACCCAAGUGAAAUACAAAACCAGACUAAUUUUUCAAGAUCUAUUCAUUCCAAAGGGUCUUUGGCUGAACUAAUUCAAGAAUGUAAUUGUAGUUAGUGUUUUGAAGGGCUAUAGCCUUAAUUUACAGCAAAAUUGGAAAAUA
Molecule: messenger RNA, 1541 nt
Organism: Harpia harpyja (harpy eagle)
Lineage: Eukaryota; Metazoa; Chordata; Aves; Accipitriformes; Accipitridae
Product: prostatic acid phosphatase-like
Exons: 11
Coding region: 42-1166 (374 amino acids)
Biological process (GO): lysosome organization; dephosphorylation
Cellular component (GO): lysosome; plasma membrane
Molecular function (GO): acid phosphatase activity
Source: RefSeq, a predicted model, not a curated record